Molecule: messenger RNA, 5861 nt
Organism: Nematolebias whitei (Rio pearlfish)
Lineage: Eukaryota; Metazoa; Chordata; Actinopteri; Cyprinodontiformes; Rivulidae
Product: IQ motif and SEC7 domain-containing protein 1
Exons: 14
Coding region: 329-3709 (1126 amino acids)
Biological process (GO): regulation of ARF protein signal transduction; actin cytoskeleton organization
Molecular function (GO): protein binding; guanyl-nucleotide exchange factor activity
Source: RefSeq, a predicted model, not a curated record
UGGCAGAAACUCGCACUCCACCGAUUCCAGAGCCUCCACCCCCCCUUUAAACUCCUACCAGCCCGGCACAGAGGACAGGGAGGAAGAAAAUACAAAAAGAGAGAGCUCUGUUUGUCUGUCAGGGAUUACAGACUGCCACUCAACUCUGACGUGCUCCGUAGGAAGCUGCGUUCAGAGGAAUGGGAACCUUGGCGAGAAGCAGAGACGCUGCAGCAGAUGGUCGUUUUGAGAUGUAUCUGUCUGUCAGAGGAAGCUUUUAGGCAAUAUGAGCACCGGCGAGGGGACCCUCUAAUGUUUGGACUACAUCACCUAGUGAGCGCUGGCCAGCAUGUGGUGUUUGCAGUGUAAUUCAGAGAAGACCCAGUCGCUGCUGGAGCUGGAGCUGAAUGGCUGUGUGGAAGGGGAUGGACGGCCCGGUGACAGCGGCCCUUCACUGGAUGGCAGAGCCAGCUAUGGCCAGGGUCCGGUAACUCACGGCUCGGCCAUCAGUCCCGACCGGUUCGACAGCCAGCUUUAUAGCCACGGGGUCCAACCCGGACCACAGAGGCCUCGCAGGCCCAAGCUCCAGCACUCACAGUCCAUCCUUCGUAAGCAGGCUGAGGAGGAGGCCAUCAAGCGCUCCCGUUCGCUCUCCGAGAGUUAUGAGCUCUCUGCUGACCUUCAAGAUAAACAGGUGGAGAUGCUGGAGCGUAAAUAUGGUGGAAGAUUCAUAACUCGACAUGCAGCUCGCACCAUCCAGACAGCCUUCCGACAGUAUCAGAUGAACAAGAACUUUGAACGUCUCAGGAGUUCCAUGUCAGAGAACCGCAUGUCCAGACGCAUCGUUCUCUCUAACAUGAGGAUGCAGCUGUCAUUCGAGGGCCCUGAGAAAGUACACAGCUCGUAUUUCGAAGGGAGGCAGGUGUCCAUGACGGAGGACGGCACCCCGCUGUCCAUGGUGCAGUCUGAAUGUGGAGAUGUUGAAGUCCACAAGCAGGCGAACAGGACUUCUCACACAGGACCGCAGGGAGACCUGACGGACACCAUCACUGAGCUGGAGGACGCCUUCUCCAGGCAGGUCAAGUCUCUGGCUGAGUCGAUUGAUGACGCCUUGAAUUGUCGCAGCCUUCAGGGGGACGAAGGUCCUGAUCCCGAGGCCAUGGUCUGCUCUAAGGUGGAAGGGGAGGUGCCUUAUCAGGUGAAGUCUCACCGCAGGGCAGCCGGACGGAUGCGCGAUGAAACUAUGGCAUCCUACAGCGAUGUUACUCUGUUUAUCGACGAAGAGGACAUGUCCCCUUCGGCCGCUCUGUCCAGGUCCGGAGACCAGCCGUCCAGUAUGGAAUCAGACUUACGGCUGCAGUCUGUGAACUCUUCCCAAGAAUACUGGCCUAUUGAAUCUAAAGACGAGGGCCGUGACACAGACACGAGCUGCCGCAGCACUCCCUCUUUAGAGUGCCAAGAGCAGCGUCUCCGAAUGGACCAUCUCCCUCUGCUGACCAUAGAGCCUCCCAGUGAUAGCUCCGCAGAACUCAGCGACCGGUCCGAACGUGGCUCCAUCAAACGGCCGCCCUCGUACGAGUCCCACGGCCACAUUGUAACAUCCUCCCAGGCAAGCCCUAAACACAUUUCUCACGGACCUCCACCACGAGCUCCCCCCCGUGACGACGAUGCACCUCUGCGCCAUCGCCACCGACAGCUAGAAAGUCACUUGGCCAUCAACGGUUCAGCAAACAGACAGAGCAAGUCAGAGUCGGACUUCUCAGACGGGGACAAUGACAGCAUCAACAGCACAUCGAACUCAAAUGACACCAUAAACUGCAGCUCAGAGUCCUCGUCAAGAGACAGCCUGCGAGAGCAGACGCUUAGCAAGCAAACCUACCACAAAGAGACUCGCAACAGCUGGGACUCCCCCAUCUUCAGUAACGAUGUUAUCCGCAAGAGACACUACCGCAUCGGCCUCAAUCUUUUUAACAAGAAGCCAGAGAAGGGCAUCCAGUAUCUGACUGAGAGGGGAUUCAUACCCGACACGCCGGUUGGUGUGGCUCACUUCCUGCUUCAAAGAAAGGGACUCAGCAGGCAGAUGAUCGGAGAGUUCCUCGGCAAUCGACAGAAGCAGUUUAACAGAGACGUCUUAGAUUGUGUGGUGGAUGAAAUGGAGUUCCAGGCCAUGGAGCUGGAUGAGGCCCUCAGGAAGUUUCAAAACCACAUCCGAGUCCAGGGUGAAGCCCAGAAAGUGGAGAGGCUGAUUGAAGCCUUCAGCCAGCGUUACUGCAUCUGUAACCCCACGGUGGUGCGACAGUUCAGGAACCCUGACACCAUCUUCAUCCUGGCCUUUGCAAUCAUCCUCCUCAACACCGAUAUGUACAGCCCCAACGUCAAGCCCGAGAGGAAAAUGAAACUGGAAGACUUCAUCAAGAAUUUAAGAGGUGUGGACGAUGGAGAAGACAUACCCCGGGACACUCUGGUUGGCAUCUACGAGAGGAUCCGUAAGCGAGAGCUCAAGACCAACGAAGACCACGUGUCUCAGGUGCAGAAGGUGGAGAAGCUGAUUGUGGGAAAGAAACCAAUCGGAUCGCUCCACCAUGGCCUGGGAUGUGUGUUGUCAUUGCCUCAUCGUCGCCUGGUGUGUUACUGUCGCCUAUUUGAAGUGCCAGAUCCCAGCAAGCCCCAGAAGCUGGGCCUGCAUCAGCGGGAGAUCUUCCUGUUCAAUGACCUCCUUGUGAUUACCAAGAUUUUCCAGAAGAAGAAGAAUUCAGUCACGUAUAGCUUCCGACAGUCCUUCUCUCUGUACGGGAUGCAAGUGAUGCUGUUUGAAAACCAGUAUUACCCAAAUGGAAUCAGACUCACGUCGGCAAUCCCAGGUGCGGACAUCAAAGUGCUCAUCAACUUCAACGCGCCCAACCCCCAGGACCGCAAGAAGUUCACAGAUGACCUGCGGGAGUCGAUCGCCGAGGUUCAGGAAAUGGAGAAAUACAGAAUAGAGUCCGAGCUGGAGAAGCAGAAGGGGGUGGUGAGGCCCAGCAUGUCGCAGAGCUCUGGCCUGAAGAAGGAAACUGGAAACGGGAGCAUGAACCGUGCCAGUCUGGACGACAGCUAUGCCAUGGGCGAGGGCCUGAAGAGGAGCGCCCUCAGCAGCUCUCUGAGGGACCUGUCUGAAGCAGGCAAGCGGGGGCGUCGCAGCAGUGCAGGAUCACUAGACAGCAAUAUGGAAGGGUCCAUCAUUAGCAGUCCACACACCCGGCGGAGAGCGACCACGCCACGAGAGGGCUCCUCCCGUGCCCAUCCCCCCAUCCCUAACUCGGCGUCGACGUCCAUCCUCGGGUCGCUCUUUGGCAGCAAGCGAGGGAAGCCGUCGUCUCAGAGCCAGCCACCUUUAGCGCCAGGCGGCCACCCCACCCUCAUAUCGCACAAGCCCCACCCGACCAACCUGCACCACACCGCACAGGCAGCACACGUGGUGCAGUCCCAACACCACGGCCACCACUCCCAGUACUGUCCGGCCCCGCAGAACCCCCCGCCUUACCACCACCACCACCACUACCACCCGCCGCCGCACACACAGUACCACCUGCACCCGGCCUACUCCUCGCACGCGCCCCCGCAUUCGCAGCACAGCCACUACGGCCAGCACCCGCACCACCCGUCCCACUCCCACCACCACAGUCAGCAGGCGGGUCCGGCGCACGGCGGACCCAAACACAAACACAGUGGCAUCAGCACCGUGGUGUGAUGCUGCGGACGAACGCAGAGAGGAGGACUGUACCGAGGAAGGACAAUUGCUCACACCAAAGGGACUGACAGCAUGACUCUAUGGCCUGUCCACUGUGUUUCAGCUGCUGUGAUGGGAACCAGUCACACGCAGUCACCAUCCUCACUUCCAGCUCCAACCAAUAUGCAGAAUAGGAAUCGGACUCAAAUCUUCCAAUAGGGGCCUUUUUCAGUUUGCCUGAUUUGGGGACCUUCACAGCUCCCGUCAGGGCUUUAUUUUUUAUUUGUGCGUGUUGGUAGGGGUUGGGUCUGCACACACACAUGCACACACAAACACCGCCCCUCUGGACCGCUAAAGAGGAAAUGUGUCGUCUCUGCUCCCCGCUGCCUCGACCUCCGACAACCCGUUUUACCUUCACAUAAUCAGGAGGAGCGACGGGCUCAGACGAGAACACGACUGACUGUUUUCUUGUGCACAGCUCUUCGGUUUGCAGAUUUUUACCGUCAGGAGAACGCUACGAGUCGUCGCCUCCCGUAGAGCUCUUAUAUAGCGGAAAAACCUCGAUAUAAUCAUUUCACACUAACUGCAAUCGAAGGACAGGUAAACAAGUCAUAGUAGUUCUAGUUGCUGUAUUUACUGUAGAUGACUGCUAUAUGUCCUGUGUCCUAGCUCCCAUAAAUAACUGUGCCAAUAUUAAUGCAUAAUCUAUUUAGUCAAGACUUUAUGUACAGUGUAUUGUGUGUAAAGUAAUUUGUAAGAUUAUACUUACAAUUAUUAUUGGCAAACGAGACUUUUAUCAGUAUUAUACUGACUCUGUGGUGACAGGAUGGAGAUCUGGAAGGAGGGAGCUCCCAUUCAGUCCAGCCUAGAAUCGGUUUUGGAGCCUUUGUUUUCCCCUUUGGCGGGAAAAAGAGCCUUUGGGUUGUAGCUGUCGCAUAUUGGCCUGAAGCCUCAAAGCAGACAUUUCUUGUAAACGAAACCUCGCGCACUGACGCUGCUCGAAAGAAGUGGCCGACGGCAGCGUUAAGAGCUUCUCAACUUGUUACAUUUGGCCUCAAAGGAAAAUUGUCAUUGUUGCCUUUGAAAUAUGCAACGUCUGCAUUCAUGGCUCUUGAAAUCCAAAAUUUAUUAUUAUUUGGGUUUUGGUUUUUUUUGCCUUGUAUGAAUUAGUUUUUUUCAUCCACCAAUGGGAUCUGGUGGGUGAUGAGUUUGUUUCGUCCCUUAUUAUAUGUGCAAUAUCUUCGUACUGAUUUUGUACAUCAAGAGCUAACGAGGUCUCCCUCCUGUUUGUGCGUGUUUUCAUGUCACUAGAUAUAUUUAUUUAUUUUUCGACCCCCCGUCCAAGUCUCUCUGUAAAUUAACGUCCGUCUGUCCUCCCUUUGUCCUGCGAGGGUCGCAGGCCUGGAGUUCUUGAGUUCAUGUUGCAUGUGAUGUUCUUGAUGUGAGGCUCUCCUCUGCACAUUGUUUAAACGAACCAGUGUUACCAUAGAAAGUUCAAGUGCAAUCAUGUUUUGAAGCAAACAAACAAAAAAAACACAGACUUGUGCUUAAGAGUGGAGGUCUGUAUACCAGGAUGAGAUUCAGGUGAGGAAAAAGUAGUUUUUGUUUGUUUAGAGCUCUAUAAAUACUUAGUUGAGAGUGGAAAGAAGAAUGUGUGUAUAUAUUUUAAUAAAACGGAACAUACUGUAUGCCUGUUUGGGCUGAACAGAAAUAUUUUGCAGGACAAGCACAUACAGAAGAACUUUUUUUUUUUCCAGGAAAUGCAGUUAUAACGUACAAAAUGCAAGCUGAGCAAAAGAACUAGGCAGAUGUAAAAAAAAUAAACUAUCUUUCUAUAUUCUACAGAUAAGAGUCUAUUCUAGUGUGUAAAUUAGUGACGGUAAACUGUUCGUCCCAAUAUUCAGGUUGUAAAUGUAUUUUAAUAUUCAUGACGUAAAAAUCCACGCUCGUGACUCGAGCUUAUACACCUUUAUUUUUUUGUUCCCGACCAGAACCAACCAGAACCCGCUUAGAUGAGCAGACAUAUCUCUACAGGGACAUUAAUGAUCAGCUGAAUGUGUCUUUAAGGCUUUCAUUUUGUUGCUUUAUUUCUAAAAACCUCGGAACGAACGGAAACCGGUGCAUCUGUUUUUCUUUUCUUGUUUUGGUGUGUGUUGUAGUGCUUCGAACGUCU